AUGGAAACUUCAUCCCUCAUGGCAUUCAUGUACGAGUUAGUGCUAUUACGAAGUAAAAAUUGCAAUUUAUUAGUUACCGUUUAAUAAUUUUCCUACUACAUAACUUUCUAAAAUAACGAUUGAUCUCCGGUUCGUGGAACUGGAGAAAAAUUUCUAAAAACACCUUUGUAUUUUUAAAAGUUAUAAAUUAUAAAAGAAUUGUUAUUAUUUAUAAAAUAAUAUGCUGUCAGACAUCAUAAUUUGACAUUUUCUGACCAACAAAAUAAUCUACAUACAUUGGAUUUUUCUGUACUUCUCAUUGGAUACCGAUUGAUGCUCCCUUUGUUAAAGAAUUAAUUUAAAACUUAUUUAGCUUUUCGAGUUUUGAUCAAUUCAAACAUUUGUCUAGAGUUACCUAAUCAGUAAAAAUUAAAUUAUGAGGUAGAUAUUUAUAUUUUAAUUAUUAAAAAUGUCUGCCAUUUAUUUAAUUAAAAAUUGGCAACUUAGAAUAUUCAAACAACCAAAUUAUUGUCUAAGUAGGAUUGUAAUUUGGUUACAAAUUAUACACUCUUACAAUCAUUUUUAAUAUUUCUAUGAUUUUAUUUUAAUUUAAUUUUACAGUAUUUUUAUAUACAAACACAAUAACUACAAUCCUCCACUACCCUAUUACAAUGAUAAAAUUCAACAGACACCAGUUUAGGUUAUACUUUAUACAAUUUCUAAUACAAUAGUUGCUAUCAAUAAUCAACAGACAUGCUAUUUUACACAGUACGAUAAAAUGCUAAGUUUUACAUAAGGUAUGCAUAAUAUACCGUUGUAUAUUAUAUCCAUUACUGUUAUAUUAUUUUGAUAUUAUUAUAACAUUAUAAUUUCAUUAUUAAUUAUUUUUAUAGAACGGUUUUUGUCAAAAACAUUUAGACCUGAAGAUCCAGUGAUAAUCCAAGAUAGCAGUGAUUGAAAUAUUAUCAAAAAAUGACUCGACCAAGUAAAUAAUAUAUUCAUUUAUUGCCAGGUCUUCUUUUUUUUUUUUUUUGGUUAACACAAAGCCAAUUAUUUUGUAUAGGGAUAGGCAACAUCAUUUUUGGUGUCUAGGGACAAAAAGUAAAAAUACAUUUUUCACACACCAUAAUUAUUAGAAUACAUUUUAUUUAAUUUAACUUUCAGGUAAGUGCAAAUUUAGGGCAUAAAUAAAUACCUCACUAGAACUAUAUCAACUAUAUCUAAAUUAGUUAUUAGAGAAUACCUAAUCUGCACAGAUUUAUUUAUUAAUUUUAUGUUAAUUAUGGUGUGAAUAUUUCUUGAAUGCCUACCAGAAGAUUAAACAAAAGUUUAUAGUUAUAUCAAAUUUAAUUAAAGUUUAUCACCAUUUGAUAUAUUAAUUUAACAAGGUUUAACAAACAAACUUAUUAUCAUGAUAAUAAUACAUCAUAAUAAUAAAAAUAAAAGUAAAUGUAAUUUUUAAGUUUGAAUAGCAUUAACCAGUUUAUUGAUUGAAGGUUUGAUAUUCAUUGAAGAAAUUCUCUUUACAUGAUUUAAUUGAACACUGGUUAAUUGUAAAUUAUAUUUGCUUUUUUGAUUGAUUUUCAUGAGAGUAAAAGUUUGCUCACAAAUUGUCUGCCUCUAUGAAAAUAUCAUCUUUCACUUUUUUGUAGGGGCAGGUGAAAUAUACAUCAAAUAAAUAUGAGAUAAUUUUUUUGUUAUUUUAAAUACAUCCACUGUUAGUAGUGACUUUUAUACUACACAUAUCUACUAAAUCUUCAUAAAUAAAUGCAUAAAUACAUUAUAAGUGUGGUAAUUAAUUUUAAUGUUCUAAAAUUGUAUUUUUCAUGACCAUUUUUAUGCUAUCUAUAUUUUGUAAUGAUUCAUUAUAAUAUUCUAAUAUAUAUAUAUAAUAAUAUAUUAUAAUAUAUGUCAUACAUUUUCCUGUUUAUUUUUUGGUUUUCACAUUUGUUAAUAAAACUCUUGAGAAAAUCAAAAAAUGACCGCCCUAAAGUAUUUUCCAACACCGAUUUUCUUUCAGAAAAAAAGCUAUAAGAUAUCUGGUAGAAAAGCUGUCCACAGAACAAAAAAAAAACAUAUUUGUGAAACCAUAAGCUUUUUUGCUCUGCUCAAAAUCUAAAAACAUUGUGUUCGUACCUGUUAAACUGUAAAUGGGCUUUGAUCUGUAAAUAAGUGGAAAAGACUUGUAAUAGAAAUAUUCACUAAAAUUUAAUUUAAUUUUAAAAAACAAUUUAAAAUAUGGAAAACCAGCACUUUUUAAAAAAUAAUUCUAAAAUUCCUGAAAUUACCAACCAUUCAGAUUAUAUGCUAUUUAUUGUUGAGCACAUUGUGUAAACAAUUAAAUAUUAAUUACUAUGCAUAUGACAAUUGUAUUUUAAAGAUAACUUCCCUUAGCUCUGUAGUAUUAUCUAGUUGUUAUUUAUGAUAAAAUUAUAACUAUUAGUUGUAUAUUCUUCAAUUACACACAUUUUUAACUAAAAUAGUUUCUCAUCAUCUGCUUUAAUUCUGAAAGUCUCAGUCUACUUCAUCCCUGGGGUUAAAACCUAUAGUUAAAUUGUAUGGUUGAAAAUGCAAAUUGGUCUUCCAUAAUGAUUCUACAAAUAUACUAAUUUGUUUCGUUCAAUACUUUAAAUAUUACUCUUUUGUAUUACUAAAACCUUGUGCUAUGAUUCCUUUAUUAUAUAUUUGUUUAAAACAAGAAUCUAAAAUUAUUUUGGGCAAGAUAAUUGGUGAAUCAAUUAAUAUUAUUUAGUAGUGGCUAUUUAGACAAUUUAAAUUAUUUUUUAAAAAUUUCAAACUUUCAACUUAAUAAUAAAUAACAAAUAAAUAAUAUCAAUUUUUCCAUUCUGCACUAAGGGAGGAAAGUAUUGGUUAUUAAUAAUGUUGAUUUUUUUAUACUGUACAAAUUUUCAAAUAAAAUAUAUCAGAUAUUUCAAUUAACAUUAAUGUAUAUUUAUAUAAAUAUAUUUUAUUGUUGGUAAUCAAAAAUUUUUUGGUUUUCAGGUGAAAUAUUUGAAUCUGCAAUAUCUUUCUUUGAAAAAAAGAAUUAUGCAAGUACCCAAGAAAUGUGUGCAAUUCUUAAUGUGCUGCAACCCAACAAUUUGAAAGUUCUGCUCUUAUUAUCAUUAUCCUACUUUAUGCAGGGGAAAUAUAAAAAAGCUAUAGAAAUAUUAGAUAAAAUUCCAGACAAACAUCUUAAAUAUAUAAAAAAAUUAAAUUAUUUUGUACUAAAUUAUUUAGAAAAAUAUCAAUAUCCAGAAGCCAGUAAUGAUUUAGUAGUAUGCAAAAAAUUAGAUAUCAUUGAUAAAACAAGUUUUUAUUUGAAAAUUGCUAUUCAAAUAUUUCCAAGAAUAAAUUUUGAUAUUUCACCUAUAUUGGGUGACACAUAUUUUCAUAAUGGAAAUAUUUUGUCUGCUGUGAAAACUUACUCUUUGUAUUUGAAAGAUCAAUCCGAUAAUCCAGUCUUAUUGCAUGAUAUGGGUUUAAUAUAUUUAAAUCACUUCAAUAAUGCAGCAGCUGCUCAACCAUUGUUUAAAUUAUGUGUUGACUUGGAUAAAAGGAACACGUUAUAUUAUGAAAGUCUUAUUUCUGUAUAUCAACAACUAGAUAAAAAAGACUUAGCUUUUAAAACAGCUCUAAGUUGUGCUGAAGUUUACAUGUUAAAUAAUGAUUAUAUUGGUGCUAUGAAUGCAUUGCUUUGUGCUAGCAACUUAUUUCCUGAAAAUUAUUAUCCCUACUGGAAAAUGGGACUUAUAUUCUGUAAGUUGGAUGAUGACCAUAAUGCUUUAAUGAGGUAAAUAAUCUUAUACAAUAUUGUGAUAAAUAUAAUAUCAUCCUUUGUAAUAUUUUUAAAUGUAAUUUUUCAUUCCUUGAAUGAUUUACUUAAUGCAUGAACUUUUUUAAAACCACCAAGUGAAAAUACCAAAGAAAACAUAUAUUUCUAAUUUUGAAUAAUUUUAAUUUAAAGUUUUAAAAUUAAAAACCUAUAUAUUUUCACAUUCAAUUUAACAUUUUUAUGCACUUUUGAAUCACUAGCAUAAAUAUAUAUUAAUUUCUUUUAAAUUUCAAUAAACAGGUUUGAGGAUGCCAAAAGAAUGAAACCGAACUUUUCCCUAAUUUAUUUUAAUAUUGCAAAUGUAUAUGAAAAAAUGAAUCGACUAGAAGAAGCUGAAGAACUUUACUACAAAACUUUAUAUUUUAAUCCAAAACAUUGUGAUACUUAUCAUAAACUAAUAGCCCUUAAACAACGAAGUGGCCAUAUUGAUGAUGUUAUUACACUUUAUGAUCUUAUGCUAAAUCAUAGCGUAUCUGAUAAGUUUGUAAUACAUAAAGAAUUGGCAAAUUAUUUUUAUAAUGAAGUUGGAAAUCUUAAAGAAGCUUUUAAUCAUUUUGUAAAAGCUUUAGAAAUCUGUGAUACUGAUUUGAAUACCUAUUUAGCUUUGGGAACAUUGUCAUUUAAAUUAAAUUAUAGAAAUGCUGCGUUAAAUUAUUUUUUGAAAGUACUUGAACUAUUUCCAGAUUGUUUAGCACCUCACUUAUAUAUAGGAUAUAUUUAUAAAGAAAGAAAACAAUUUAAUGAAGCCAUAAAUGAAUUUAAAAAAGUAUUAAAUCUUCACCCAAAUCAUCCAGAUGCAUACUGUUUCUUAAUGGAAUGUAGAAGGCAUAUUUGUAAGUUUACAAUCUUCGAUGAGACAAAUCUACAAAAAUUAAAAGAUAUCGUUUUCCAUCAAUUGACAAAUAAUGAAGUGCCAACUAUUUCACUACAACACUCUUUACUAUGUAAUUUUGAAUCUGAAGUGUUGAUAGAAAUUGCAUCAAUAUUAGCAAAACAAUAUGCUGAUAAACCAUAUGUACAAAGAAGCUUAUAUCCAGGAUAUGUACAUGAUAUAUCUGUAUCAAAUAGUUGCAUCCGUAUAGGAUAUAUAUACACAGAUUCUAGUAGCCAUCCUACAAAAGAGUUAGUAAGGUCUAUUAGAAAAUUACAUGAUCGGAACAAAUUUGAAGUAUUUUGUUAUUCUCUAUCACCAAUAAAUAGAUUGAGGUAA
Cinara cedri is the source of this 5024-nucleotide messenger RNA. NCBI's taxonomy places the organism in Eukaryota, Metazoa, Arthropoda, Insecta, Hemiptera, Aphididae. The record is from the annotation of a GenBank genome assembly.